Messenger RNA from Oryzias latipes (Japanese medaka), 4297 nucleotides. It is a transcript of the gene apol1, whose product is annotated as apolipoprotein L, 1. Gene Ontology annotation, biological process: lipid transport; lipoprotein metabolic process. Lineage: Eukaryota; Metazoa; Chordata; Actinopteri; Beloniformes; Adrianichthyidae. Gene Ontology annotation, molecular function: lipid binding. Gene Ontology annotation, cellular component: membrane; extracellular region. The record is from RefSeq and is a predicted model, not a curated record.
UUGUCCCGUUUUAUGGGCAGGUUGAGCUCGGAUGGAUCGGAAGUGAAUUCCUUCCUUCGCCGGUUUGUUUUUCUGGACGGUUUUUUGUUGUGACCCGUCGGGCGGGAGGGGUCCAGCUCAUUUUAGACUGUGAUUGUUUGUCGUCUCUCAGUCAAGGACAGAGACAUCCAGCUGAUGGAUCGAUUCGGUGAUUUGGAUUUGGAAUGUGACGAAGGAGGGGGUGUUCCUCCCAAAACAAGUCUGUUUGGUGGAAAGUUGAAGAUUCACUCAAAGCCUGCAGAUGCAUCUACCAAAGCACAGACCUCUGUUUCAUCACAAAACCUUGAAAUUCCUGCUAACCAUGACGACCUGAUGGAAAAGUCAUCAAAGGAGUCGGGAAAGUCGCUCAGCGGGAUGUUUAAAAAGACCCUCAAACUGGAUCAAGCAGACAGAAACUCCCAGGAGGAUUUGUCGUCACAAAGUGAGCUCUCUGGGAGCACAAACAGUCUCUCUAAGACAAAGGAGUCGAGCGGCAUUUUAGGUCGGAUGUUUAGAAGAAGCCCGAAACCCACUGAAGCUGGAUCUCAGGAAGAUUUGUCUGCCAGCAGUGAGCAGACGGGCAGCACGGACGAUCUGUCUGAAAACCCCACCAAGGAAAGAAGUACGUUCUUUGGUGGCAUGUUCAAGGAAAAAGGAGCUAAAUUUCAGUCUCAGGAGGAUUUCUCUGUAGAAGAUGACCUCUCUGGCGGCGACGCUGUUUCCAACGAGCAGUCUGUAAAAGAACAUGAACGAAAGGAAAACUCUCCUGUGCAAAAGCCAAAAUCUAAACCGGAGACUGCAAAUGGAAUGAUGAAGAGCACGUUCUACACUGACACUCAGGAAAAUUCCUACAAUGUUGAGCAGGAGACAUUAGCUAUUGAAGAAACCAAGCAGAGUCACAAACAGAGUAAAUUGGCUGGAGCUGUUUCCAAGCUGAAUCCAUUUCACUCCGCAAACAAACAUGAGAAGCAGACCGGAUCUGAUGACGAGGUUCCUGCCGGCAGCAGGAGGUUUUCCAGUGACAAACCGAGCGCUGUGGCUGAAGUUGCAUCCAAACUGAAUCCGUUCCACUCUGCAAAUCAAGUCAAAAGUAAUCCAGACAGGGAAAAAAGUGAAACGCCACCAGUUCCACCCGGACCCACAAAGGAGGAGAUGAAGAGAACCUCCACACACAACAAAGUGAAACCAACCAAAACAGAAGACCAGAACAAGAGCUCCAACACCAAUACUGAAGAAAUGAUCGACAAGGAAGACAAUCCUCCAAGUCACAGACAGCACUCCGUGGUUGAAGCUAUGUCCGAGUUGAACCCGUUCCGCUCUGCCAGUAACCGGGCCAAUGAAAACACAGAAACGCCCAAGGAAACAGCAGAACAACUGGAUCCAAAUCAGCAGGGAAGGAGGGCAAGAAAUGAGGCACCACUAGUCACACCCAGACCCACUGAAGAGGAAAUCAGGGGCGUGUCCCCAAACCAGGUCCAACCCAGGAAAACCAAGGACAAGGAGAGCAAUCCCAGAGAGAAGAAAGAAAAACCUUCAGAAGGUCCUGCAGAAGUGGUUGGAGCCUCUGUGGAGACUGAAGAUGAAGAUAAAGACUCUUCAUCAAAAGAGGAUAGGAGAGAAGAAGAUGACAAAGACAAAACAAAGACCAAAGUUCAGAAACCCAAGAAAAACAACCCGUUCAUGCCUCGAGUCAAGGCUAAAGUCAAACAAAGGACUGCAGAAGACAGAACUGCAGGGAACGCUGCAGAGAAUGAAGGCGCCAACAGGUCUUUGUUUGAUCGACUGGAAGACUUCCGUAUUGACCCCAGGCCACCUGAAAACAAUGAGGAUGUGGAGAAUCUUAUGGACUGGUGGAACACAGUGGAAUCAUGGGAGGACACACCUCAAGAUGAUGACAUGACGGAAAAAGAAGAAGCCAAAGCGUUUGCUGUGACAGCAGAUAAAGUGCAAAAGGGCAUCCGUGUCUUCAACAAGCUCUUCUCUGAGCGAGGCGAGAGCCUCUGGCAGCACAUCAUGGACCUCAAUGCCCUCGCUGAUGGGCUGGACAAGUUUAACAAGAAUACCAAGAUCGCUCAAAUCACCGGCGGCUCCACCAGCGCCAUCGGGGGUGUUGCAACCAUUGCUGGCCUUGCUUUGGCUCCGGUCACCAUGGGAACCUCCCUGAUUGUGACGGCUGUAGGAUUGGGUGUUGCCACAGCAGGAGGUCUCACCUCAGCAGGUGCUGGCAUCUCCAACCAGGUCAACAACUCCAUGGAUCGCAAGAAAGUGGAGAAAAUUGUAGAAGACUACCAGGAGAAGAUCGCUGACUUCAACAAGUGCCUGAAGUUCAUCAAGCAGGGGAUUGACAACCUGCGCAAGUUCAACCUCCUCAAAAUGAAAAAUCAUGCAUACAACCAGGACUUUCCUGCACUCUCGAGUAGUUUCUAUGAAGAUGGCGCCAUGGCAGGAAAGGCCAUCCUCAUCAACGCCAAUGAGAUUAUGCGUGUGGUGCAGAUUGCCAACGUGGCAGGAAGCACAGCGGCCAGGGCAGUCCAGGUUGCCAGUAUGGCUACGGGUGUGCUCACUGGCCUUUUUGUGGGUAUGGACAUCUACUUUGUGGCUAAAGACUCUAAAAUGCUGAAAAAAGGCGCAAAAUCAGAAUUUGCUGCAAAAAUCAGGGAGGUGGCAGAGCAGCUACAUGACGGCCUGGUUGAGCUAAACACCAUUCGAUUUGAACUGCAGUCCACUCAACCCGAAAACAACACCGGCGACGAUGGCGCAGAUGUAGACAAUAAGAAAACAAAGGGUGGGAACAAGUACAGCAGUUCAGAUGAAGAUGAGAUCGACCAAAUUAAAAAGCAAAUCAAAAAGGACAAUGAAAAUAGAGAAUACGUUUGACACGAAACGUUGGAAAAGGCAUUAGAAUUGUUGGAAAAAAAGAGUCCCAAUUGGUAAACCAUUUUUUUAACAUUUCUGUCAACUAACUGCAUCCUCAUGCACAGGUACGAGACGUCUCUUAAAUGGUUCUUGCCAUAUCUUAACAAGUAAAUCCAAAGUAUAUUUUUUGUUUACCUUUUUAAAUAUAGAACAAAUGUUUAUCUUGAAAGAAAGGUCCUGAGCCAUUUUGUUGAGAUGGUGACUUUUCAGAUUAUAUAGUUCAAAAAUUAGCUGUUUGUUUCUCCAUUAGUCGUGCUUUUUUAUGAAACUGACAGUAAAUGGAGUUUAAACAUGAUGAAAAUUACAUUUGGACAGAAAAACCUUUUAUUCAUUUUAAAAACAUGCAUUCAAUACCUUUUUAGGCUAGAUAGUUGCAGGUUAAAUAUUGUACCCUGAAAAGGACAAGUGUUUAUUCUUUCCAAAUUAUAUUUUAGAAAUAUAGUGGAUUGAUGUUUCUUACUUCAUUAGCCUUUUUUUUGCCAACCAUAACAUCAAAAAAUGGUGUUUCUUCUUAGAAUUUUUGUAUUAUUAGAGGGAAAGUUUAAAUGAAGAACGGAAUAAAGGAUAAACUUUUUUUUUUUAAAUCUGUGUACACAUGCACUUUUGACUUUUUUCCCUCACCCUAACACAUAUAAAUAUAUCUAUCUUAAAUUUAAGGGUUUUAACAUAACUAAAGUUUGAGACUAUUAAAAAGCUUCCACAAUUUUUGUGGGUAAAUUUUACCUAACUGUGUUUGCACCUUUGUAGACAUUGUUUUAGCAGAUCAUCUCAACUCGAUGUUUUCCACUUGUACGUUUAUGAUCUGUUACAUUAUUUUAAAUCCAGAUCUUGUUUUAGGUUAAUGAGCACCUGAGGUCUAGAAUUAUGAACCGCAUCAUCACAACAAGGAAGACUGUUUCUUUAGUUUUCACCUUUGUGUUUUAGCAUGCUGCAUGCAUCCAUCUUUAUUGGGGUUUUAUUUUUUAGACAUUCCGAGCGUAAUGUAAUUGUUAUCUGCUAGUAAUAAAAUUAAAGGAUGGAUAGACUUUGUUUUCAAUUUGCUUUCUCAAAAGCUAAAAGUGGUAUAAUGCCUGUUGAUUAAUGAGUUUUUGAAUUGGUGUACAGCACAACAAGAUUUCUACUGUACAAGGAGCUCUAGUAAUAGGUUUUUUUUGUCUUCACACACAUAUAAUUUGUAAAAUAAAUAUAUAGAUAGAUAAAACAAUCAGGUUUAAAGUGAAUCAAAUGUUUAGUGAUGGGAGUAUUGAUAUAAAGGUAUUGAAAUAUAUGAAUAGAUCUCAGGACAUCACCAAGUUUGGUGUUGACUAUUAAAGUAUUGAUUACUAAUUAUUAAAUGAGAAAAUAAAAGUCUGUCAUUUCUAGA